UGUAUUAUUGCAGGUGAAGCUGAAGUAGUCAUUGACAGCUAAUAAUGUAGAUGGGAAUUUCGGAUGCAGAAUGGCUGAGAAGAAACCUUCCCAAGGACAAUCAUGGCUGCUACUACUGAUCGUUGCUGUUGCCUUCAUUCACUUAGUUGUGUGCCCAUUUACAAAAGUGGAGGAAAGCUUUAAUCUUCAAGCUAUACACGACAUUUUGUAUGAGAAGCUGGAAUUAUCUAAGUAUGAUCAUCAUGAAUUUCCUGGAGUUGUCCCGAGAACAUUCAUUGGUCCAAUUUUUAUUGCUCUUCUUUCCAGUCCAGCCAUCUAUAUAUUGUCCCUUUUACAAAUGUCAAAAUUCUACUCGCAGUUGAUAGUCCGAGCAACCUUAGGCUUGACAGUGAUUUAUGCCCUAUGGCGGCUACACAAAGAAGUGAGAAAGCAGUUUGGUUUUACUGUAUCCAUGAUUUUCUACCUAAUGACAGCUACUCAAUUCCACCUGAUGUUUUACUGCACUCGUACCCUCCCCAACAUAUUUGCGCUGCCUAUUGGUAAGUACGGAGCGUGCUUUUCAAAACCUUCUUUGAUGGGCUGUGCAGUCAAAUCAAUAUUUCAGCUCCUCACUUUUGGCUUUUUUCUCCUUUUAGGACUCACAGUGGCUCUGGAUUCUUUGUUCUGGGGGCAGGUCUUGUGGCCUGAGGGAAAAGUACUUUGGUAUAAUGUUGUGUUAAAUAAAAGCUCCAACUGGGGAACCUCGCCUUUUUUGUGGUAUUUUUACUCUGCCUUGCCUCGCGCUCUGGGUUGCAGUAUUGUAUUUCUACCACUAGGAGCAGUAGACCGAAGAUGUUGGGCAUUAAUUCUACCCUCACUUGGUUUUAUUUUCCUGUAUUCCUUUCUCCCACACAAAGAGCUGCGGUUUAUAAUAUACACAUUUCCAGUUUUGAAUAUAGUGGCUGCCAAAGGCUGCUCGCGAAUUCUAAACAAUUACAAGAAAUCAUGGUUAUACAAAUUAGGCACUCUGUUUGUUAUAGCACAUCUUUUUGCUAAUGCUGCUUACUCAGGAGCAUCGCUCUAUGUGUCCCACUUCAAUUACCCUGGAGGAGUUGCUAUGCAGAAACUACACCAGCUGGUACCUCCAACAUCAGAUAUGACAAAAGGGAAGACCUCAAACCGGGCGACCCACUUAUGUUCUCAUAUACACAUGUACUUAUGGAGAUGAAUUCAACUCAACUGUCACAUUACAAGACAACUCACAAAGUCCUUGCGCAUAUUCCUGGCACCAGUGGAAUUGGAUUGAAUUUUACUGCACUGCCUCCUAUUACUUUAAAUUUGAAAUCCAAACUAGUAUUGUUGGAAAAGCUCCCCAUUUCUUUUGGAAAAUAAAUUUUAACAAGUUUGAAAGAGUUUUUGCUAGUGUUAUGUUGCACUAAUUAAAACCUUGACAUGCCAAUGAAAGAUCAAUACUAUUUGAUCCUAUUCAUUUCACUUACGUGAAAAACUUCCAUAUAGUAUAUACUGCAUAUAAUGCCAACUACAUUUCAAUGCAAAGUACAUACAUUCAAGACAUAUUUUCAUAUAAUUACAUAGGAAGCAUACUAAAUAGUUGUUUUUAUGUAACACUAUUAUGUGUGUGGUUUAAUGUUUUCACAUUGUUUUCUACCAUGUGGAAAAAUAGCAUAAUGUGCUAUUUUGGGCCACAGUAUAAAAUGUUUAUGUUGUCAAUAAGCAACAAAAAUCUUAUACACCUAAACAUGAAUGUUAUUUGGAUGAACAAAAUCUGGAAAUAAAUGGAUUGCUAUUUGUUUUUAUCUGUUGGGCAGUUUUGCUGACAGUAUUUGCAUAUAAGACAAGGCCCAUUUUGUCAUCCUGAUAACAUUUCUUAAUCAGGUUUUGUCAGUUAUCAGCGAUCUAGUAAACAUAAAACAGAGUUAUGGGAAAGUCAAGCUGGCCUUAAAAGUGUUAAGAGACAGCCAAGCAUAAAUCAAGAAAAAUAAUACUGGAUGUCAAAAAAAAUGUAAUUUGUUUUAAUUUCGUACAGGUUUUUAAGUGGUAACUUCUGAAUAAAUAUAGAGCUAGAUUAUUUAAGUCAGCUAUACUGAUUGUUCUCAGUGUCCAGAUGAGGCAAUGGGUUAAAGUAUAAUUGUGGGAUGAUCCACAACUUGUAAUUGAAAAUAUGCAAGAAAAUAUCUUACAUAACUCUUAAAAUCAUUCAUUUUUAAUCAGUGUACCUUGGCACAGUAGAGUGCAAAUUGACUUAGAUGCAAGAAAUACCAUCCUGUAAAACUGGUUUAACUACGCUGAUGUGUUCUCUUGUAUGCUAUUGUACAACUUUCAUAAAUUUUGUUGUUCUUUUACAUCAAAGAAAACGACGUCUUCCUUGAUGCACAACUUAUCUAUUCACAGAAGCUGCUAUUAUUCAGAAGGGAGACAUUAACUUCUCACAAAAGCCUAUGUUUAAAACCUGCAAAACUUAUUGGGUAGUCUUGUUUUGUGCAACAGGCCCUGCUAAAAGUCAGUUCUUUAAAAUACUGCUUGGUUCUUCUGGAAGAAAGUACUACCCUUUCUGUAAUUUCCUCCAGGCAGUUAUUUAAUGUGAAUUCUGGGGUUCCUGAUGUCUUAUAUGUAUAAUCAACUAUGGUAUAGUCUUGUGGCACCUUAAAAACAAAUACAUGUUCAUUAUGAAGGCUACUGCAAAAAAACAUCCACAGAAGUGGAUGGAUUAUAAUAAAUGGAUUGCCAUUCUGUAAAAUAACACAAAAUUGGGGGGGUUUUGGAAGAGAAAACCAGUAUAUUUCUAUGAUAAUUAUGGUCAUAGCAUAGUUAAAACUGGUACUCAAAGAAAUUAUACCCGUGAAAUGUUAAAUAAAUGACUAGAUAUAGGGAAUCUAUCUUCUAGAAUUAUAAUCUAUCUUCUAGAAUUAUAUUUUAGGCCUUAAAUGUCACCUUAAGGCAUAUGAAAUAAAUUGACGUUUAUUUCCUAUUACUGAAAAUUAUUUUUAGCCAGGAGUGUUAAAACCAUAAGGUUCGAUGCAGUAUUCUGACCCCAAUUUAAGAUUAAUGUUUCAGAAUAUUUAGUUGCCUACACUAGUUGAAGUAUGUGAAAGUAUUGUUUUCUUUAUUAUUACAUUUGAGCUGUGAAGAGUUAGCUGAACUCUAUCAGAGCAACCCAACAUAUCUUGUUACAAAGAAUGAACUAUUUGUGGCCAUGAGUGCUUGUUACUCAAUAGCUUUCCACAUUUUCAGUUUUCUUUUAACCAGCCAAAAUGUGAAACUGUGUAGCAAAUGUAAUUUCAUUUGUUAAUUAACCAUGUGUGACCCACUCAUUAUAUAAAUAAGCACAUGCAUUCUAUUAACCUAUAUCCACACAUUUGUGGCUACCACUUUUUGUACCGAAUUGCUGUCAAGUUCAUACCACUUUCAGUGUCAUCACCCCACUGCUGCCCACAAUUCUGACAAUUUUAACAUGGUCUGGUUUUAUCGUAAAUUCAUUAGAGAAAUAUAUAUAGUUACAUCGAGUAAGAUUUAUUGUAUGUGGUCACUUUUUUAAAAAAGCCCAAUAUUGUUCUUGUUGAAAAUAUUUCAAUUAUAUUUGGGCCAUACUGCAUCAUUACAUCAGGCAUCUCACUGUAUGGGAGACAGAAAUACUACAAGGAAAUGUUUGAUUGAAAGAACUGUAGAAACCUGCCUUCUAAUUCUUAUUCAAAAAGUUAUAUCCAGAUUAUGCCCAUACACUCCAGAAUCACUGAGUCCCCCAUUGUAUUCUAAGGGGAGGAGGGGAGAAUGGCUGAUGUAGACUCAUUCUCUAAAAAUUGCAAAUAAGAUGUUUAAUUUCAGAAACUGAAUCCAUCAUUUAUAAAUACACCAAAACAUAAUAAAUGCAAAAAUUAGCCAGAGGUACAGUACAGUAUUUUAACAAAACUACAUCUCUCCUAAAAGCUGUAGUUAAUUUCCCAAAGAAUUUUAUCAAUGCAUUGGAGGGAUGAGGAGCGCGGGGAAAAUAUUAUUUUAAAAUAUGGACAGCAAAUGCAAAUGCUGGCUAUUCUCACCUGCUGUCUGAGGAUUAUUAAAAUUUUACAAUAUCCUACUUUGCUGAUAGACACUAUCAAUUACGGUCAGUUCUACUAUAUAACAUUCUAUGCAGGACUCCUGUCUAUGGGCUGUGCAAAUGCUUCAGGUGCAUGUGAAGUGCCUGUGCAUGCAAGGACAAUCGGAUGCAAGUCCUGCGUAUUCUGAAGCACCUUUUCCAAAGUAUUUGCACAAUCUUAGAAAGGAUAUUCACUGAAAAUCAACUUCGAGUAACAGAAAUAAUGGAAGAAUACCAUAUAUAAUUUUCAGUUACAUGGGAAACCUCAACUACAUUUUCCCAAGAAGUAAUGUUUAAUUCAUUCAAUUGUAAAAGACUUGGCAUGAUGCCUUUUCUUUAUAUUUUUAUCUUUCAAUGCACUGCAUUAAAUAACAAACAUUAAUUGGAAAAUUUUGAAAAUAAACACCCCAAAACCUUAUAAAUACUCAAGCUCUAAUUCAGUUACAGUGUAAAAAAAACCUGAAUAAAGACCAUGAAUGGCAAAUUUAUAGAUUACUGUAUAACUGGUGUUUCUUAAUAAUUCUAAGUUUAGUCAAAUACUAAUUCAACCGCCAUCUUUAGUACAUACAUAGUUGAACAUAAGCACAUUAAGCCUGCAGUUAAAACCUGCUAAAUAAGAAGAUGGCUUCAUUUCCACCUUUAUAUACAGUUUUUUUUCUGCAAUUAAAGCAAUGUUCAGCUAAUAUACAGUACCUGGUUUCUGUUUUACAUAAUUCAAUAAAAAGCUACAUAAUAGAAGUUUUUACAUCCGUUUUGCCAUUCUAUUCAAAAUGUUUUAAAAUUUCAUUUACAAUAUUCAAUCAAAAGCUACAUUUUUGUAAUAGUUGGGACGAAGACAAGGCUAAAUCUAAUA
Messenger RNA from Thamnophis sirtalis, 4925 nucleotides. Lineage: Eukaryota; Metazoa; Chordata; Lepidosauria; Squamata; Natricidae. The record is from RefSeq and is a predicted model, not a curated record.